This is a messenger RNA of Anoplophora glabripennis (Asian longhorned beetle), 1193 nucleotides long. RefSeq names its product leucine-rich repeat, immunoglobulin-like domain and transmembrane domain-containing protein 2. Bases 52 to 1032 code for a protein of 326 amino acids. Gene Ontology annotation, molecular function: protein binding. The record is from RefSeq and is a predicted model, not a curated record. NCBI's taxonomy places the organism in Eukaryota, Metazoa, Arthropoda, Insecta, Coleoptera, Cerambycidae. The transcript has 4 exons. Gene Ontology annotation, cellular component: plasma membrane.
CGGGGUGUGGUCUGUAUUGACAGUAGAUUUGAUGUCACGUUUAUUUGAAACAUGGUUAAUAUGUGGCAGAAGUGUAUAUUUUCUGUGAUUCUGUUCCCCAUACUAGCUUCUGCAGAAUACGACUGCAGCGCAUCAGGCCACAGCGUCUCCUGUACAGCCAUACAAGAAGACAAUUUAUAUGACAACUUGACAGUAGCAUUAACUACAAACGAAAGUAAUGAACUGCAAGAACUGAAAAUAGAAAAUAGCUUUAUUUCUGUUGUAAAAGGUGGCAUGUUCCUCAAUUUUCCAAACAUUCAAGUUUUACGUUUGAGAAACACCUCAACACAGACAGUAGAAGAAGGAGCAUUCGAAGAUUUAUACAACUUGACGAAGAUUUACCUAACAGAUAAUUAUUUGCAGGACUUCAACUCAAAUACUUUUGCAUCAAACAACUCCAUACGUAUUCUGGAUCUGUCGCACAACCUUUUAAACAACCUAGACAGUUUUGAUAUAGAACUGAUUCCAUUUUUAACUAUAAUGAACAUUUCUCAUAACAAAAUGGAAUACUUACCAGAAGGCGUACUGAAUAAGUUGAAGGAAGAAAAUCACUUUUACUUGAUAAUAGAUAACAAUCCCUGGAACUGUUCACACCCCAAAUGGAUUGAACAAUUGACUGAGAUAUUAGUAGAAGCAUUUUGUAACGGUAAAACGUUUGACCCCAGCGAAGUGAACGCAAAGGAGGCGAAUUUGGUAAACCUACAAUACAUGAAUAACACCAAAUCCUUAACCGAAACUGAAAACGACAACUUCUUUUGCAUAGGAUACUCCCUGAAAAAUUGUUUGCUGUGGGCGUUUGGCGGUGUGUGGGUUGGGGUUAUAUUAGGGAAUAUGUGCAAACUGAAACGGAUGUUGUUUACCACUCCUAGACGGUAUGAGGAUAAAAAUACUCAGUGUGAAUUUUCAUGGAGAGAACCCUUUUUAAGAGAAGAGUACAGUAAAGCAGAUACCCAAAACAAGAAAACAUCUAGUAGAGUUAUCAAAGUAAUAUAGCAAAUUCAGUAGACGAAGAUUUUUUUGGAAAAUGGAUUUGAUACAAUAGAUCUCCUGCGAAAAAUUUAGACUGAAGUAAUGCUAGAAUAAUUUUUGUACUAUAUUUUUACUGUAUUUAUUUGUAACCAAACAUGUUCUUAGAAUACAUUUUUAUAAAAAUA